AUGAUGUUUGGAAGGAGCUUCCCGUUCUAUAAUUCUCUCGGCGGGUUUUAUCCACAGAGUCUAGAUGCGAGAAAGCCUCCUGGCUCUGGUUACACCAGCAAAGUACGUGUGCGCGAUAGAUACCACAUUGUGGGAUUUAUCAGUAGUGGUACUUAUGGCCGUGUCUACAAGGCCAUUGGCAAAAAUGGCCAGAAGGGAGAGUUUGCGAUCAAAAAGUUCAAGCCGGAUAAAGAAGGCGAAAUUAUUCAGUAUACCGGUCUUUCCCAAUCAGCCAUCCGAGAAAUGGCCUUGUGCUCAGAAUUGGACCAUCCCAAUGUAGUGCAGUUGGCAGAAAUCAUCCUGGAGGACAAGUGUAUCUUCAUGGUCUUUGAGUACACAGAGCAUGAUCUGCUCCAGAUUAUUCAUCAUCACACCCAACCGCAAAGGCAUGCCAUCCCGGCCUUGAUGGUUAGAUCGAUCCUGUUCCAGUUGCUCAAUGGCUUACUGUAUCUUCACACCAACUGGGUACUGCAUCGGGAUCUGAAACCAGCAAACAUCUUGGUGACUUCAAGUGGUGCGAUUCGCAUUGGAGAUUUGGGACUUGCCCGUCUCUUCUACAAACCUCUCAACUCUCUCUUCUCUGGAGACAAAGUUGUCGUCACCAUCUGGUACCGUGCCCCUGAGCUCUUGAUGGGGAGUCGACAUUACACCCCAGCUGUUGACUUGUGGGCCGUCGGGUGCAUUUUUGCGGAGCUGCUAUCGCUCCGCCCUAUCUUCAAGGGCGAGGAAGCCAAGAUGGACAGCAAAAAGACGGUGCCAUUCCAGCGCAAUCAGAUGAUGAAGAUUAUCGAGAUUAUGGGGCUCCCAACCAAGGAGAUCUGGCCUGGCAUCGUGUCCAUGCCAGAAUAUUCGCAGCUGCAGUCCUUGGCAAUGUCGCGUGCCCCGGGGCAUUUCAACCGAUCCUCCAACCUAGAAGGCUGGUAUCAGAGCUGCCUGAAGAACAACGGGUACUCCGCCAACUCGAGUGCUGGCACACCCGGGGCAGAUGGUUUCGAUCUGCUGUCACGCCUACUGGAAUACGACCCGACCAAGAGGAUCACCGCGCAAGAAGCCCUCGAGCAUCCCUACUUCAAGAACGGGGGUCCUAUCUCCGCCAAUUGUUUUGAAGGAUUUGAGGGCAAAUAUCCUCAUCGUCGAGUGACACAGGAUGACAACGAUAUUCGCUCUGGCAGCUUGCCUGGCACAAAACGCAGCGGACUGCCUGAUGAUAGUCUGUUGGGAAGGGCAACCAAGCGCUUAAAAGAGUGAUUUAUUCUUUUUUUAAUAUCUGAAGAAUGUUUGGAUGUACAAGGAGUUUAGGGCUGGGUGGCAUUUUGUGCGGAUUUCUAGAUAUGCAUUUGGAACUGGCGUUUUUUCUAUCUUGCAAAUAUGCUUAUCUUCGUGCACAAAGCUAGAAAUUAGGGAAACUCCGAACUAGCAAGCAUGUAUACAAUGAAAUGAGC
Aspergillus costaricaensis CBS 115574 is the source of this 1481-nucleotide messenger RNA. RefSeq names its product cyclin-dependent serine/threonine protein kinase SSN3 (gene ssn3). NCBI's taxonomy places the organism in Eukaryota, Fungi, Ascomycota, Eurotiomycetes, Eurotiales, Aspergillaceae. Gene Ontology annotation, cellular component: nucleus; mediator complex. The transcript is spliced from 3 exons. Gene Ontology annotation, molecular function: cyclin-dependent protein serine/threonine kinase activity; ATP binding; RNA polymerase II CTD heptapeptide repeat kinase activity. Gene Ontology annotation, biological process: protein phosphorylation. The record is from RefSeq and is a predicted model, not a curated record. Bases 1 to 1287 code for a protein of 428 amino acids.